Molecule: messenger RNA, 6754 nt
Organism: Heterobilharzia americana
Lineage: Eukaryota; Metazoa; Platyhelminthes; Trematoda; Strigeidida; Schistosomatidae
Source: the annotation of a GenBank genome assembly
GUGCCAUAUUCAAGUACUGGGUGGAUUGGAGGGCCCUUUACGAUGUAACAGACGUAUGCUGCCCCGGUUAAUGGUUUUAGCAAUUAUUUGACCGAAACAAGUUGAGAUAAUGAACUGGAUAUAUGAGGAAUGUUGGGCCAGCUUUCUACCACAGCGUCGAGUUCCACCAAACUCUGUAGGUGUCAUUUAGAAACGAGUAAGUGGCUCUUAUAGAGCCUGUGAGGAUAGGCAGUCUACACUAUUACGCCGGUGAGUUCGUAACCUGCGUUACAUUUGCACGUGAUCUGUUAUACUAUAACUUUAACGUUACCAGCCGUUUGAUAUAGUACUUUUGAGCACCAAAAGUUACGUUUCGUUGUUCCUGCACAACGUGGUAUUCUAUAUCGGCAAUUUCCGCCGUACAGUAGAUCUGUCUGUAUAAAAGAAAGACUCGGAGCAUAUAUAGCUUCUUAUUCUCAGAAACUCAACUUUCUGAGCAUCAUACGCCUAUUCUGGAACGUUAAAGAGACACCCACUUUGAUAUACACAGCGGAACCCAAGAAAUUACUGAGAAAACAGGGAAGUCAAAACAAGGACUAACUUGAAGAAAAGUUAUUUGUCUGUAACACUCAGUUUAAUUACGAACCAACGCUGUUAGCUUCGAGACACAAUAGUUCCGCAAUAUACGUUGCCUGAAGUGUAAAGAAACACUCGCUAGCAACUGUCAUAUUUGAUACAUAAGUCGUUGCUAAACCUUCUGUGACUUCUGGUUACUUCACUUGUUCUUCGGUAUUGACGAACCCAAUAAACGAGUAACUACUACUGCCACACCAUGGUCCACCCUAACAAACGUAUAUGUGCUAUAUAUACACCUAAACCUAACCCUAGCGCCUCAACUAAAAGAGCACGUUCACUAAGUGGUUCGACAUCAAGCCAUAAAAGAGGUCCUGAAGUUAAGGUAGUCGAUCUCAUACCGGAGCUAUAUAACACUUCGCGUAAAAACAAGGAAGACUUGAUAACCCUCCAGAAGCAACUACAAGACAUGAACGCUAAGCUUGAAGUUGUUCUACCACUGCUCCAUCUUUGUCAGCCUAAUCUAGAAGCCAGUACAGAAACCUUAUUAAAAACAGAAAGUGUCCUAGAUUUCAUUGCUACAGAGGUUAAUAAAAGGAUUAUGUCCUCACAUAAUGUAUUAGUAUACAACAUACCUGACCACGAACCGAUCAAGCAAGCAAAAGCCUUAUGUCUGCAGGCUUGUAACAUGUCUUCUACAGAAUGCCAAGUUACCCGUCUCCGCAAGAAGUUGGGGAAAUAUACCUGCCCCUUGCUGUUCAAAUUUAGUGGCUCUUACCACGCCAGACACUUCCUAUCAUCCAAGCAACUUAUUAGUGUAUCCACACCAUAUAAAAAUGUCAAACUUUCGCAAGACUUAACACCUUGUCAGAGACGUAGUCGCACAAAAAUACCAAAAACUGCUAAUUCUAGUCAAGCUCUGGUACCCAAAACAGCAACACAAUCUAUUAGCGAACUGGCUACUGUACAAACACAAUGGAAUGAGGAAUACCAAAGCCCACAAACUAGCCCACUCACACACAGACGUAGAGCCGAUGACACGACGGUAGGCUUGGACAAAUCGAUGAACUACACUCAAAAACAGGCACACGAUCUCCUAAAGGUGGUCUCACUGUCUACAGAAGUGGAAAGCCAGUCCCCGUCUUACCCCGUCACACAGGUCACCCCCAAACCAAGUGCUACGCUAUCGACCCAACAAAUUACUGAAAACGUUAUUAUGUCAUCACCAGGUGUCACUCAGCCUAUAAACAUACCCAGCACCAGCCACAAGCACCCUGUUAUCAUAGGACCGCCCCCAAGCUUAGCGCGUAAACAGUCAAAUCUAUCCCACCUCAGCCAGUGCAAAACUUAUAUGCACCAAAUAGGCAGAUGAUAAAGAGUACAGAUAGCACUAGACACUCUUAUACAAACCCCACUAUGCACCUACCCAGGUUAAAUAAACUGCCGAAAAGGCAAUCAAGCAGUCUCACCAAUAGACGAAAAAACAAUACAAAUAGUCAAAAGACCAUUGCACCCUCGCAAAGUCACACUAGGGAAAAUGCCAAACGUUAUUUCUCAGGUCAUCCUAUGACCAAGUCAAAUAACUACUCUCCAGGCGACCCACACUUCUUAACACUUCCGCGGUCACUAGCAGAUACACAUCACCGCCGGACCCCUCAACGAUCACAGUUAUUGGAUAGGGAGCAAAAUGGUAGUCACAGACUAUGCUUUCCGCCUCACCCAUACGCCGAAAGACGUGGGUCAUACGCUUCACAAGGACAAACUUACAACAGAUCCCCUAAAGAAAAUCAAGGGGAAUAUGAAUCUGUCUAUGACCAAAAUGCAUACGGCAACCAGCGGACAGGUGUGCCAUACAACUUAUCAAUCCCCGUUACUUCUUAUGAACAGGGUUUUUUCGGACAGCCUACGGCUGCAACGCCACCAGUAAUGCAGGUGAUUCGGAUGCUGUCGGAUCAUCUGCUCUCUACCCUGACCAACAGUCUCUAUACCAAUCACAAUGUAGUGAAUACCUCGCUCCUUCCGAGGUAAACAGUACCGAAUCGUCACCCUGUACAAAAGGUCAUGACAUCGCUAGCACGAUGUACGCAAAGGACGCCCAAGAAACGUACCAAAGUGCUGACUUUCUCCGAGAUAUAUCUAAACACUUUUGUACUAUUAACUCGCUCUCGUUUUGCCUGAUUAACGCCCGCUCUAUACGCAACAAAAUGAAAGAGAUUAUGCUGCUAUCUCUGAUAAGUGGUCCGUCCGUGAUAAUGGUUACAGAAACUUGGUGUACCAAUGAUAUUUGCGACGCAGAGAUCUCCAUUGACAACUAUUCCUUGUUCAGGAAGGAUAGACUGCAUGGUAGGGGAGGAGGGUGCAUUAUCUAUGUAAAGUCUGACAUCACUGCUACGCAGUGCCCUACAUCUGAGCUAAACGAGAUUGACGACUCAGUAUGGAUUAUCGCAAAACUUACUCGCUCCACUUCCCUCCUAAUAGGAUGCAUUUACCGGCCCCCUUCCUCCUCAGUCGAAUACGACGACAAGCUAACAAGCGUGUUCGCCCGUGUGGCAACACUACCACACACAGCGAAAAUUAUAUGUGGUGACUUUAACAUGCCAGAUAUAAAGUGGCGACCAAUUAGCUAUCCAGAGCGCUUUGAUAAAUUCAUAAGCAUUCUUGAAACAGAGGGUUGGCAACAACAUGUGGAACACCCUACCAGGUACAAUAGUGUCCUGGACCUAGUCUUCACAAACGGAACCACACCCACAAAACUCCAAGUGGGUACACAACUUCCAGGUAGCGAUCACAAGGUUGUAUAUGGAUACUUCAAUAUAACCAGCACAAAAGUGGCCCAAAAGUCAGGAACAGUACUAACUAGAAAUUACAAGUAUGCCAAAUGGGACGAACUACAAUCGUUUCUGCGCUGCCUAGAUUGGAGCCCCUACUUUACCAACAGUUCAGCCAAAGAACUCUGUGAUCUAUUCUAUGAAUAUAUAGGCACAGCUCAAGACUAUGUUGCUCCACCGCUCCGAAGAGAAAUUAAGAAAAACAGAGCUGACUAUAUACCAAAGAAAGUACGCAUCCGCAUGCGAAACCAUGUCAGAGAGUACUAUAAGUCGAAUGACUUUUCGUCGCUUGUCACACUCAAAGACACAUACGACACAUUCAAGGCAGAAAGAGUAAUAGAAGCCGUUAAACAAGAACGCAUCCAAUGUAGUAAAACUAGUAAUACAGAAGCACUAGUGAGACUGAUGAAAACCCGGAUAAGUAGCUCCAGAAAUAGUACCCCUAGUUUAAUCAUGGACAACGGCAUCCUCUACGAUAACCCACUACAAAUCAGCGAGCUGUUCGGUUACCAGUUUGCUAGCUGCUUUACACAAGAGGACGAAAUAAAAGUCAUUGGUGCACCGUCAACACCAACUCACUCCAUAAGUACAGUGCUCUUCUCUAAACAAAACAUUUCUCUAGCUAUAGCAUCACUUCGAACCUCAUACAGUGCGGGGCCUGAUGGAAUUCCAACCAUCUUGUUAAAAAGAGGUGGCGAAGAUAUACCGCUGAUUCUCUUGAAGCUCUUUAAUACGUCCCUCUCCAGUGGCAAUUACCCUGAGAACUGGAAACUAUCAUACAUAUGUCCUAAGCAUAAAUGUGGACCAACAUCUAAUAUAGAAAACUACCGACCUAUAAACAUCACGUCAGUAGUAUCCAGGACUAUGGAAAAGGUGAUUGUGAAAGCAGUUGUCGACUAUAUGACGACUAACCAAUUACUCUCACCAGCACAACAUGGAUUCUUGAAAGGCCGGUCAUGCACUACAAGCUAUCUUGACUAUCUAGACAACGUUACAAGCAAGCGUGACCAAGGCCUAUUUGUAACUACCCUUUUCUUAGACUUCAAGCAAGCAUUCGAUAAGGUGCCUCACAAACGCCUGGUCACUAAGUUGCAAUCAUAUGGUUUCCGAGACCCGUUACUGUCCUGGCUCAGAACAUCUUUAGAGGGUCGCUUCCAAGUAGUAAAAUUCAGUAAUUGCUACUCCACCCCUAGACUUAUACAAAGUGGUGUCGUCCAGGGUAGUGUGCUAGGACCGAUACUUUUCCUAAUCUAUGUAAACGAUAUCUGCAGUGUUAUCCGAAAUGGCAUACCCUACCUUUUCGCUGACGACUUGAAGAUAGUCUACAGCUUUUCUCCUGCAGCACUAACACAGGGUUUCUCUCAAAUACAAGAAGAUCUGAAGAGGAUAUUCAUAUGGAGCGAGACCUGGCAGCUCCCUCUAAACCCAAAUAAAAGUGGCAUCCUCCAUUUCAAUAAAUCCCACCCAGAAGUAACGCUACACUUGGGUGAUAUUGCACUGCAGGUAUACAACACUGUGAAAGACCUCGGAAUCACUUACUCCAGAAGUUUGACUUUUACGGAGUAUGCAGACUCAGUAGUUUCCAAGGGCAGAAGACUCAUCGGUCUUCUACACAGAAACAUACUCAUACCUGAGGCAAAACUUAUACUGUACAAGGCUAUGGUUCGCCCAAUAUUAGAGUACUGCACCGUUAUCUAUGGUAGCAUGAAUGUGUCGGACAGAAUUCGAGUAGAGAACAUUCAACGGAACUUUACUCGGCGCCUACUAAUACAUAACGAAGGACUUCCUUACGAAGCAAGAUGCAAAAAACUAGGACUAGAAUCACUCUGGCUGAGACGCCUGAAGCUCAACUUAACACUUCUUUUUCGUCUUUUAUUUACAAACCCUAAAACGAAAUGUGCUGUCACUUUUAAAACAACACAGGCAUAUAAUCUGCGUAAUAGCGAGAACAUCAUCCCAAUAAAUAAGUAUCGCUCAAAACUUCGAUGUAGGUUUUUCAUAACGCAAUACAGUAUGCUGUGGAACAAACUUCCCGCUCCUAUACGAGCAUGCCGUUCGCUCGGCCAGUUUCAACGACUACUUAGUAAAUUCCUCCUAUCUAACGAAUCUCAUCAAUUCGUUGACGGCCAAACCACAAACGGUAAUGCCAUGCACUAAGGUACUACUGGUACCUAGACUCAAGGGAGACUAACAGCAAUGACAUAAGUAUACAAUGCCGAAAACUAAACGCAAUAGUUAAGUUAAAAUCUAAUUUCUUAGAAAAAAAAUGACCAAGAGUGAACAGGAAGCGGAGUGCGACACGAUAUGCUACAGUGAACUUAUUAGAUACUCAAAUGUAACCUACUUUUCUUCACAACCUAACCGAUCUCACGACUUAACACCUAUUUCCUAAAAAUCGCCCCUUAAAGUAAUCUCUCUACUCCGAAAAGAUAAAAGAACUGUCUGUCGGUGCAUUUUCAUAGCAUGCAACUCUUUAUUAUUUGCCCUUUGUCAUCAGUACUUACAUCUAAGUACUCUGCACCAACAUAGUUUCGGUAGACCCGAUAUGGUAAUGCUCAACAGGCAACACCAUGAUCAUCCCCUCGUGACCAGAUAAAGGGUGGUGGUCCUAAGAACAAAAAAAAACCACGAAUUUCACCUAAAUGUUUAUAACUUCAUCAUACGCUUGUACAUAGGUAUAUAACAAGUUAAUACCUGGUCAAAUAUCCUCUAAUCUUUCUAUUUCGUAGUGAUAUCUUCAGCUUCAGACUGACUUUCAUUACUGUCGUGCGCACCUUCAUCUUCUUCCACCUAAGCUUACCUCUAAACAGUUGGUUCUGGACACUUCCUCAAGUAAGUUUAAUAGUCAGUACAAACUCACCCAGAUGUAUCAUGGUCGAUCUACUCCUGCGUAUUUUUGUGCUCCUGUUACAAAUUUCGCCUGCUGCUCGCUUUUGUUAUUCACUUUUCAGAUUUACUUAACCAGUCCUGCAUUCAAAUGGAAUCCUACAAAUCGCAUUCGUCAGCGGGAAAUAUUGGCACCGAAACCUGAUGACGAACGCGCACACCCCAAGGUCAUGACUGUGAUGCGGCCUCACCUUCAAGAAUAUUGGAUGAUUCAAACGAUGACCGGAUAAUCUUCAAAUUCGAACUGAGCCUGCUUCAACAUGCCUCCUAUAUGCCAUAAAUCACAGCAUCUAAUGUAUAGCAUAACAUUGUACAUAAUAGUCAUCUCUCAUUACCAAAGUGAUCAAACCUGUAAACUGGUUUGUAUUCAUGUAACCUUUGUUGCAUGAAAUAUAUUAUUAUUAUUAUUAUUAUUAAAUGAUUGUAUGGAUACUUACUUAUCCCUGAAAUCAUGAAGUAAGUUAUUGUUGGUCAAUAAAGCUAAGAAC